Pieris macdunnoughi is the source of this 2067-nucleotide messenger RNA. Lineage: Eukaryota; Metazoa; Arthropoda; Insecta; Lepidoptera; Pieridae. The record is from the annotation of a GenBank genome assembly.
AUGCACACGGCGGGCGCUGAUGGUCAGUACAGAGGGACGAAUGGAGCAGCACUUGGACGGGACAAAGUGGCUAUAUUGGACGCAGGGUCACAGUAUGGAAAGGUGAUAGAUCGCAGAGUCCGCGAGUUAUGCGUGGAGUCAGAUAUUCUACCGUUGGACACUCCGGCGUAUCACCUCAGCGAGGCUGGGUACAGAGCGAUUAUCAUAUCUGGCGGACCCAAUUCCGUGUACGCUGAAGAUGCGCCGAGAUAUGAUGCUGAUAUAUUCAAAAUGGGAUUGCCUGUUUUAGGUAUAUGCUACGGUAUGCAGAUGUUAAACAAGGAGUUUGGUGGGUCAGUGCUACGUAAAGAGGCACGUGAAGAUGGACAGUAUGAGGUGGAGAUUGAGACCACGUGUCCCUUGUUUAAUCGUCUAGAAAAAUUACAGCCGGUACUUCUAACACACGGUGACAGUGUGUCGAAGGUUGGCGAAAAAUUCCGCGUUGGAGCUCAGUCCUCCAACCAUCUGAUUGCGGCGAUUUAUAACGAGCCAAUGCGUCUUUACGGGGUUCAGUUUCACCCAGAGGUGGACCUAACACCCAAAGGCAAGCAAAUGUUGUCCAACUUCCUGUUCGACAUAGCGGGCAUGUCUCGUACGUUCACGUUGCGUUCGCGUCGUGACGCGUGCGUACAAUACAUACGGGAUACCGUUGGAGAUAAUAAAGUGCUGGUUUUGGUGAGUGGUGGUGUGGACUCGACAGUGUGUGCGGCUUUGCUUCGGACUGCGCUCAAAGAAGACCAAGUUGUAGCACUUCAUAUUGACAAUGGUUUUAUGCGUAAAAACGAGAGCUCGAAGGUGGAAAGGUGCCUCCGUGAGUUAGGGGUUCGUUUACAUGUCGUCAACGCGGGACAUCAGUUUAGACAAGGCAGUACAACGGUCCGAGAGGCGGGUGGUCGCUCUCGGCACACGCCUUUACUGUGCCACACAGUAGCCCCGGAGGACAAGCGGAAGAUCAUCGGGGAUGUCUUCAUGCAGGUUGCGGAACAGGCUGUCAGGGAUCUGUUGAAUGUACAAGAGGACCAAGUGCUCCUCGGCCAAGGAACUCUCCGUCCGGACUUGAUAGAGUCGGCCUCUUCGCUGGCCUCAAGCAAUGCGGCCACAAUCAAGACACACCACAAUGACACGGAACUGGUGCGCGUGUUAAGGCAACGCGGCAGAGUCGUGGAGCCGCUCAAGGACUUCCAUAAGGACGAGGUUCGCAUACUAGGCGCAGAGCUGGGUCUGCCUCCGGCGCUAGUAGAGAGACAACCGUUCCCGGGACCGGGACUCGCCGUACGGGUAUUGUGCCAGGAUGAAGCCUUCGCUGAUAGGGACUUCGCCGAGACACAGGUGAUAGUAAAGAUAAUGGUGGAGUACGCGUCUAUGUGCGUCAAAUGUCACGCGUUACUCGGUCGCGUAUCGAACGCGACGACGCCAGUUGAACAAACCGAGUUAAGGCGCAUCUCAUCGACUGGGCCUAUUGUCGCGACACUUUUGCCUCUGCGCUCUGUGGGAGUACAAGGAGACGGACGGACAUACAGCUACGCAGUAGCCCUAUCGACAGAACGCUACCCACCCGAUUGGAAGGAUAUGCAAUACUUGGCGCGUAUCAUUCCGCGCGUCUGCCACAAUGUUAAUAGGGUGUGUUAUGCGUUCGGCGGAGUAAUAAAGGAGCAGAUAACAGAUAUAACACCGACUUUCUUAACACAACAAGUGAUAUCUACAAUUCGUCAGGCAGAUGAUCUCGCCACACAGGUGCUAACAUCGAGCGGGUACAUCAACCGCAUCGCGCAGAUGCCCGUGGUGCUGAUCCCCAUCCACUUCGACCGAGACGCGGCUCUUCGGACACCUUCGUGCCAACGCUCGCUGGUGCUUCGCCCCUUCCUCACCUCGGACUUCAUGACGGGAGUCGCGGCUCUGCCCGGCAGUGACGUCAUGCCGCAGGAUGUGGUCGACAGAAUGCGCAAAGAGCUGAUGACAGUACCGGGAAUAUCUCGUGUUCUCUACGAUCUGACGCCCAAACCCCCAGCCACUACUGAAUGGGAAUGA